Molecule: messenger RNA, 2538 nt
Organism: Rhea pennata
Lineage: Eukaryota; Metazoa; Chordata; Aves; Rheiformes; Rheidae
Gene: PLEK
Product: pleckstrin
Exons: 10
Coding region: 251-1333 (360 amino acids)
Biological process (GO): actin cytoskeleton organization; intracellular signal transduction
Cellular component (GO): plasma membrane
Source: RefSeq, a predicted model, not a curated record
GAAGCAGGUCCAUGAGACCCUUUGGCUUGUAUCAAGGAGCAGCAUGAAACACCAUCCUCUUCUUUGUUUUGCUAGAGCUCUUGUGUUUGCAGAGUGGGCCUGAAUUCUUGGUUAAUGCUUAAUUUCCCAGGGUUCUGCAGGCAGAGGAACUUGUGAAAGUGACACGGCUGCACUGUAAAAACAGCAGCUCACAGACCCUGCUGCCAGAAGAGCCACUUCUGCUAGACCUGCGACCAGGAUUGCCUGAGCCAUGGAGCGAGAACCAAUGCGAAUAAGGGAGGGCUACUUGGUUAAGAAGGGCAGUAUGUUUAAUACUUGGAAGCCAAUGUGGAUUGUGCUCUUAGAAGAUGGAAUUGAGUUUUACAAGCGGAAGGCUGACAACAGCCCCAAAGGGAUGAUUCCACUAAAAGGAAGCUCUAUUAACAGUCCAUGCCAAGAUUUUGGCAAAAGAAUGUUUGUUUUCAAGCUCACUGCAGCCAAACAGCAGGACCAUUUCUUCCAAGCUGCCUACCUGGAGGAGAGAGAUGCCUGGGUACGGGAUAUCAAGAAAGCUAUUCAUUGCAUAGAUGGAGGCCAGAGAUUUGCUAGAAAAUCCACAAGAAAGUCGAUCAGACUGCCUGAAACAAUCAACCUGAGUGCUUUAUACCUUUCAAUGAAAGAUCCUGAAAAGGGAAUAAAGGAGUUAAAGCUGGAAAAAGAUAAAAAAGUGUUCAACCACUGCUUUACAGGCACCUGUGUGAUUGACUGGCUAGUAUCUAGCAACUCCAUCCGAAAUCGCAAAGAAGGCCUCAUGCUUGCCUCUUCCCUCUUGAAUGAAGGCUACCUACAGCCUGCAGGGGAUACAUCUAAGGCUGCUGCAGAGGGACUCUCAGACACUCCCUUCUUAGAUCUCAGCGAUGCCUAUUAUUAUUUUCCAGACAGUGGCUUUUUCUGUGAGGGGAAUUCUAGCGAUGAUGAUGUGGUCUUGAAAGAGGAAUUCAGAGGCAUGGUGGUCAAACAAGGAUGCUUACUGAAACAGGGACAUCGGAGGAAAAACUGGAAAGUGAGAAAGUUUGUUUUAAGAGAUGACCCUGCAUAUCUUCACUACUAUGAUCCUGCUGGAGGAGAAGAUCCACUAGGAGCAAUUCACUUGAGGGGCUGCGUGGUCACAGUAGUGGAAGAUAUGCCAGACUGUAAGGAACCAUGUUCAAAGACCAAGAAGUAUGAUAUUGACAAUAACCUGUUUGAAAUCAUCACCUCAAAUGAAAUCCACUAUUACUUGCAAGCAGCCUCAUCCGCAGAGCGUACAGAGUGGAUCAAAGCAAUUCAGGCAGUUGCUAGAACUGGGAAAUGAAGAUGAUCUGCCAGCAAAAUGAUAGACAACCCAAAUCGAUUACUCCAAACAAAACAGAAAUUUUAACAUUUCACUGAAAGAAUGUAAUAUCAUCCAGAAAGGCCUCCUAAGGCUUGUGGGUUGCGGGAGGGUACGUUUCAAUUCUGUAGUGGGCACUAACAAACUAACAUACCUGCUACUUUUUAAUGGGAAUAUUUUGCUAAAUUGUAUCAUAGAACGUGCCUUAUUAGUGUGUGCUUCUUUAUAAUAAUUAGAAUACCUUGGGUAGCCUACCUUAUGCCUCUCUCUUCCCACUACUGAUGGUGUGGGUUUCACCAUUAACAGGGGACAUAAUCAUGUCACUAAUUGUAAGGGACUCAACUAGUCACCUACCAUUCAGCCUACGUUGUAUAUUAGUGUCUUCAGAUUAAUUCAAAGACUUCCCAAGACAAAGACCUUACACUUUCUUAUUCACUAGCCAAUCUCUCUACUGUUAUGUUCACCAAGACUGAUAGUGCCACAAAGACAAGGAAAGAAAUGAAUCCACUUGGAAAGCUGAUCCACUCCUUUUUAAUAGCACUUCAGUGUUAAGGAAGGAAGAAUUCUGGCAACUACAGAAACACUGUUCUCAAAGCAAGUACAACUUAGUGACAGCAGUAUGAGUUUCCACACAGGACUCUCCACCCAUUGCACUCGAAGCAUGAGGCAACCUCAGUUCAUCUUCUGUAUCUACCUGAUUCUGACCUUUGCUAAACUUUUCUGCGCCAAUCUGUGCUGAUACCAUUGUUUCAAUUAAUUUGGGUGUCCAAAUCAGUUGCUAAGGUGUCAUGUACCCCAGCCUGACCCAAGAUUCUUGAGUCAAGAAUCUUGCAGGAGAAGGGCAAGGAUCCAUAGGUUUUUGGAGCUACUGAAUUGAGUGUUUAUGUUUUUUUCCCUACUGCAACAUACGCAAUGCUUGGUUCUGUAUUUUAAGCCUGUAAGAGAAACCUUGUGCUUUUUAUAAUUGGAAUAAACAUUUGCUUUUGAUAGGGUCAGUUUAUUUGAUCAGUCCUUAUAUUUUUGUUUGACUGUACAUACCAAACUUCAAAGGCUUUAAGCUUUAAGCAAGAGUUUAAAGUCAAAGUAGUGUCAGAUUCUGUGUGUUAGCCCACUCCUGCUGUGGACUAUUGUUUCUGAUUGUAAGUAAACUUAAAAACUUUUAAAAUUUAGUUCUUAGAUGCAAUGAG